UGUUAACAUUGUGCACUACUUACCAUCAGCUAGCCUCCAUCAAUACUGGCACAGGAGCACCAAGAAGACAUGCAGUCUGUCGAGCCCAAGCACCAAAAGAGCUGCCUUACUAUGGCUCUGGCCCAGUAUACCUCUGCAGUCCGCAACAUGGAGCACACAGUUAUGCUACCCAGCCUCCUCCGAGAUGUUACCUUAGAUGAAGAGAGCGCCAUGGCUGAUGCCAAGGACCUGUAUGAAUGUUACCUUAUGCUGAAAUCAAUCAGGAAUACUGUUGAAAGUGGUCUGAUGCCGCUGGAUGACUGGAAAACCAAGAGCCUUCACUUCACCAAGGAAACUCAGAACUCUGAAAUCACAGAUCCAGAAGCUAUCUUCUACUUGCAUCUGAAAGGACUUUACUCCGUGCUUAACAAUCUGACGAAAAAAUCUCAAUCCCUGACCAAACGAUACAAGGAUAUAAUUGGACUGGCCAAUUAAAACACAACUUUAGAAGAUAUGCUGGUGUAAGCAGCAAAUACAGAAGACUUUAAUGCUUCCGAUUUUGUAAAAAAGCUACUGCAAGAGACAGAAAAUUACACUGAGCAACUAACUGUAAGAUGUCUACAGAAAAUGUAGUCUUGUCAACAGCUUUUCAGGCAACACCUGAAAUAAAUAUACAACAUUUUGUGGCCUAUUUGGCAUAAAAAUAUAAUAAAGCCCCGUUUAAGUCCUUAA
Erpetoichthys calabaricus (reedfish) is the source of this 711-nucleotide messenger RNA. It is a transcript of the gene thrsp, whose product is annotated as thyroid hormone responsive. The record is from RefSeq and is a predicted model, not a curated record. The transcript has a single exon. Gene Ontology annotation, cellular component: cytosol. The coding region runs from base 70 to 474 and encodes 134 amino acids. NCBI's taxonomy places the organism in Eukaryota, Metazoa, Chordata, Cladistia, Polypteriformes, Polypteridae. Gene Ontology annotation, biological process: regulation of lipid biosynthetic process.